This is a messenger RNA of Drosophila innubila, 1221 nucleotides long. It is a transcript of the gene amx, whose product is annotated as TM2 domain-containing protein almondex. Lineage: Eukaryota; Metazoa; Arthropoda; Insecta; Diptera; Drosophilidae. The transcript has a single exon. The record is from RefSeq and is a predicted model, not a curated record. Bases 83 to 934 code for a protein of 283 amino acids.
GAUAGCACCAAAACAUCUGAUUCAGUUGAGAGACAUUUGUUGGCUUGGUCACGAAAAGAUUGCAGGAGAUUCACCAGCAAACAUGAGACAACAGCGACAGUGCAUUGUUGUGAAUAUGCGUUCGGCGAUAGCGUUAAUCGUCAUAUUCGUGUUGACCGGCAUUAAGAACAGUGAAACGGCCAGCGGAGGCAAUCAAAUGGAUCUGACGGAUGCCAAAAGUGAUCAGCGCAAGGACAACAGCAAUGCUGGCAUCAACAACAACAACAACAAUAAUAAUAAUAACAAUAAUGAGAAUGAAGUAUUUGUGCCAGCACUGGCCAACAUGGCCAGCAAGUCAUCAUCAUCAUCAUCAUCAGUAUCGGUUGUCGAUAACAACAACAAUGGCAACAGCACCACAAACAUGAUGUGUCCAUUGGACAAGGAGACGCCCUGCGAUCGUCUACAGUUCCCAUGCAUACGUUGCAGUUACAAUUUCAACUGUCAUUACGGACGGGAUGUCAACAUCACCUGCGAGCCUCUCAGCAAUGUCCAGUGCCAGGGCGAGCGUUCGUUUCAACGCCUAAUGAAUUGUCGCUAUUGUUACCAAACGGAGCUCUGGCAACAAAACUGUGAGCAACACGCCAAUUGCAAUUCGGCAGCUGAAAAAUAUUAUCGCACCAAUUGCACCGUCCAGCAGGAUGUGCUGUGCCUCGGCAAUCGUUCGUUUACACGGAAUCUACGCUGCAACUGGACUCAGGGGUAUCGAUGGAGCACAGCACUCCUCAUCAGCCUAACACUGGGCGGCUUUGGGGCCGAUCGUUUCUAUCUGGGCCAUUGGCAGGAGGGUAUUGGCAAACUGUUCAGCUUUGGCGGUCUUGGCGUCUGGACGAUCAUCGAUGUACUCCUCAUAUCUAUGCAUUAUCUUGGCCCAGCCGAUGGCUCCCUUUAUAUUUAAAUAACUAUGAUUAAGGAUGAAUAGUUGGUGAUCACGUAUAAAUAUUAAUGUCGAACAUUUAGGAAAAUAUCCCUAAGCAAAUCCAGAAAAAAAACCAUGCAAAUUAAGGAUAUGUACAUAAGCAUCUCGAUUAAAGUUCUAAGAUUGUAUAUAUAUGCAUGUAGUAUAUAAGAUAAGACUGUCUAUAACGCUAACUAAUAAUAAUAACUAAAUGUUAUUAGCUAAUCCUAGUAACAUUAACUAUUACUACAUAUGUAUAUAUUUAUAAUAAACAUGUAAAGCAAUUU